AUGCUCUUAUCAGGUCGUCCCCGCAAUGGUUACAUUUACAUCAAUUCACAGACAGUGGCGGACCUGUGCAAGCGCAAGGAGGUGCGCCUGCACCUCUGGUUGCCGGAAAUAUCCAUUACAGACGCUGGAGUUGCACCUCUGCUUCAGACCAGCAAUGCACACAAUGUGUUCGAUGAAAUGCGCAAACCACUGGGCUGGGGAGCUGCUGGUGCUGCGAGCAGCGCGCGAGGCUUCCUUUUUUAUUUAACGAAGCCUGGCCAAAACGACGUCGUUUUGGACCAUGCUUUUUAA
Molecule: messenger RNA, 291 nt
Organism: Prunus armeniaca (apricot)
Lineage: Eukaryota; Viridiplantae; Streptophyta; Magnoliopsida; Rosales; Rosaceae
Source: the annotation of a GenBank genome assembly